AUGCUUUCCAACGAGAUUCUUCCGCUACUUGUGCAGUACUGGCCGCUCGUUCUCAUUUCGAUUACUCUUGCAUACUUACUCAGCAACAAGUACUGGAAAGGGUUGAACAAGUAUCCUGGACACUGGGCUGCAGGAUAUACCAACUGGUGGCGACUAUGGGAUGUCAGCAAACACAACCAUCAUUGGACUCAAAUUGCGCUACACCGUAAACAUGGCGAUGUUGUACGGCUCGGCCCGAACGUGCUCUCCUUUGCAGACCCGAGGGCCAUCAAGGCCAUCUACGGUUUAAACAAGGGAGUUUACAAGUCUGACUUUUACCCCGUUCAAGGCGCAGUAUCCAAUGGCGCACCACUUCUCUCCCUCUUCUCUACUACGGACGAAGACUUCCACGCAAAAUACCGCCGAUGCGUCAACAACGCGUUUGCCAUGAGCUCGCUCGUCAACUACGAGCCCCUUGUCAGCUCAACUCUCACAUAUUGGCUUGACAAGACCGAGGAAAUGUUUGCGAACACUGGAAAGAGCUGCAACUUCAGUCAAUGGCUGCAGUUCUUCGCCUUUGAUGUCAUUGGUGACUUGACAUGGAGCAAGCGUCUGGGAUUUGUAGAGGGAAACAAGGAUGUGGAUAACAUCAUUGAGUUCCUGGGCAAAUUCUUCGACUACGUCGCACCUGUUGGCCAGAUACCCAUCCUCGACCGCUUACUUUGGAAGAACCCCAUCAGUCUCUUUGCGCAACGCAUUGGCCUAGAUAAGCGCGUCCACCCUGUAACACUUUUCGCAAAGGAGCGUACAAAGGAGCGUGCCACCCAGGUUGAAAAGAUUAAGCGCUUUGGCCUUUCGGACGACGAAAGAGCCAACCCUCGCGGUAUUGAUCUGCUUGCCAAGUUUGCCCAAGCGAGCCACGACCACGAGUUCAUGGACGACAACCGAAUUCUCUCUACAUGCGCAUCCAUGGUCUUUGCCGGCUCGGAAACCACCGCCAUAUCUCUAUCAGCUGUCUUUUACUUCCUGGUCAAGCACCCACGUGUCUAUGCAAAGCUCAUGCAAGAACUUGACAACGCUGUUGCGGAUGGAGUCGUUGAAUCCCGCCCUGACAAAACCGUUUCAUGGACCGAAGCUCAGAAGUUGCCCUACCUUGACGCAGUUGUGCAAGAAUCCUUCCGUCUCCACCCUGCGCCUGGCCUUAUCUUGGAGCGCGUUGUACCUCAACAGGGCAUGACCAUCAACGGCGACUUCAUCCCCGGUGGCACAAUUGUCGGCUGCAAUGCUUGGGUCGUUCAUCGUCGACCAGAAGUUUUUGGAUUCGAUGUCGACUCGUUCAGGCCUGAGCGAUGGAUCGAAGCCUCCCCAGAGAAGCUCAAGGAAAUGAAGGGUACCAUGUUGCAGUUUGGUGCUGGAGCGCGCACGUGCAUUGGCAAGAACAUCAGUCUAUUGGAGAUUUACAAGCUUGUGCCGAGCUUCUUAAGGCGGUUCGAGAUCCAGCUUGAACACCCAGAUGCCGAGUGGAAGACACACAAUGCGUGGUUCGUGACGCAAAAGGGGUUCAACACGAUGUUCAGGCCACGAAGAGCGUCACCUUGA
Molecule: messenger RNA, 1578 nt
Organism: Pyrenophora tritici-repentis Pt-1C-BFP
Lineage: Eukaryota; Fungi; Ascomycota; Dothideomycetes; Pleosporales; Pleosporaceae
Product: CypX, Cytochrome P450
Molecular function (GO): monooxygenase activity; heme binding; oxidoreductase activity, acting on paired donors, with incorporation or reduction of molecular oxygen
Source: RefSeq, a predicted model, not a curated record